Messenger RNA from Colossoma macropomum (tambaqui), 2014 nucleotides. It is a transcript of the gene il2rb, whose product is annotated as interleukin 2 receptor, beta. The transcript is spliced from 10 exons. Bases 142 to 1806 code for a protein of 554 amino acids. Gene Ontology annotation, molecular function: protein binding; cytokine receptor activity. NCBI's taxonomy places the organism in Eukaryota, Metazoa, Chordata, Actinopteri, Characiformes, Serrasalmidae. The record is from RefSeq and is a predicted model, not a curated record. Gene Ontology annotation, biological process: cytokine-mediated signaling pathway; immunoglobulin mediated immune response. Gene Ontology annotation, cellular component: external side of plasma membrane.
GAGAGAGACAGUAGGAGAGGAAGAGAGAGAGAGGUAGAGAAACAGAAAGAGGGUGAGCAAGUGAGAGAGAGAUAUAAGGGCUUAGUAAAUGUGUGAAAAGGUCACAUGGAUGGAUAUAUUUUCGUCUCUCCUGGCUAACUGAUGCAUCUCUGUCUGCAGUUACGAACGACAGCAGCAGUGAUGUGGAGUGGUUGGCUAAUUCCUGUUCUCUUCCUUUCUGGCACAACUUGGCCAAGUCACGCGCUCACAGGUUUGUCCUGUGUAAAUGACUUCAACACCAAUAUCACAUGUGAAUGGCACAAUGCAACACAACAUGCUGGCCAAGUCUGCAGCCUUCAUGCAAGCAGAAAUACAUUCAAGGGAACUCAAAACGAAAGAUGUGUUCUACAGCCAUUAACAUUUCAUUCUAAUGGAGCAACAGGCUGCUGGAUUGACUUUAAGUCACUGCGCUUUACAUUUGCAGAAGAGAUCAAUUUAAAGGUAAUCUGUAAUGGCACUGCAGUCUUUGGUCUGGACAACUAUAAGCCUGGCCGUAACAUUAAACUGCGUCCACUGGCGAGGCCAAAUGUUUACAGAGGAAACAUCAGCUGGAGCAAAGGAGCUGAAUCUUCCAUGAAUUGUGAAUAUCAGCUACAGUUCAAGUCUGCAUCACAAAUCUGGGAGGAAGUUCAACCAAGGAAGGUGGACCAUACCUUGGUUGUACUGGACAGUGACUUACUGACACUGGGUGAUGAAUAUGAGGCCCGAGUCAGAGUGAAGCCUGUAAAGCCCGAAAAUGAUGGCCAGUAUCUUGGCCAGUGGAGUGACUGGAGCCCCUCCAUCAACUGGACUUCUGAAGUUGGAAGAAACAAAACCGUAUUAGACCAGAACACACAAGAUACUACUAUACGUACAUCAGGACUGCUGACGGGGUUUAUACCAGUAAUCCUGGUUCUACUCACCUCAAUCAUUGUCUGCACAGUCCACAGAUACUACUGUAUGUCAAAAGCAGGCGGUGAACACAUUCCUGAUCCAUCCAAAUACUUUCAGCCCCUUCUGUCCGUCCACGGAGGAAACUUUCAGAAAUGGCUGGGCCCUCAGCACUCCACCCCCUCCUUCCACACUCCUCAGCCAUGUGACUGUAGUAUCUCACCUGUGGAGGUCUCAGACGUUUGGGACGACCCUGUGGCCAGCUCAAUGGCACAUUUCCACAACAAUCCCAUGCCUUCUUCUCAACAAACAAGCGGUGACAGCCAGUCAUCAUCUGGCUUCUCCAACAUGGGCUACUUCUACAGCGAAACCCAGCCAGGAUCUGUGUCCUUAGAGACCUGUUCAGUGUACUUCACCUACCAGCCUGAAGGGGGCAGCGAUGUCUCUCUUCAAUCCUCAUCCUCCUAUGAGCGCCUGCAGGGUCAAGAUCAACAGGAAGGGGAACCCUCAAGCCCUGACUCUGGCUUUGGCAUGGGAGGAGUAGAAGAAGAGGAGGAUGAUGAAGAAAGCAAAGAAGAAAAGAAGGAAGAAGAAGGGAGGAAAGAGGAGUGCAGUGGUGUCAACAUCCAGCAUUUGGUCUCGUUUGUUCUCUCCUUACCAGAAAGCUCGAAAAAAAUCACCUCCACAGCUGCUACCCACAUCCCACUGAGUUUUGCCCAGCCGCCAGAGCUCUCGCCCUGGCCUGAAGAUCCUGAAGUAGCUGCUGCUGGCAGCAGUAACACCUCAGAGGCUCCAGAGGGCGUUGUGGUUAGACCCUCUUCUAUGGUGGUACAGCCAUGCAGCAGUGGCUACUUAACCCUGAAGGAGAUGCAGAAAUACAGCAAUAAAUCUAUCUGACUGAGUAAUGAUCCUUAUGGGGGAAUUCCACCAAAAUUUCUUCAGUAUUAAAUCAUUAAGAUAUAAACAAAGUCAUUCAGGGAAGUUUGAUCAUUCUAGAAAAACGUACAGUCAGGAUUGUUCACAGUGGUAGUGACGUAUGAAGCACUGAAUGCCUCUAAAAGCUACAUCACAGACAGCUAUUGCAUGAAAUGAUUAUGAACACAUA